AAAGUUGUUGGUCUUCAAAAUCAUUUCAAUUAUGUUCUCCUAAACAAUUAGAAUUGUUUUUUGUAAACAAACUUUUUUUUAUUGAUAUGCAUGGUUUCAAAUUGUUCAAACAAUGCAUGGGCAUUUAGAAAGUCUACUGAACUUAUCUUGGUCAACUUCAUACUUUUCCUUCUAUAAGACAGCAUGUGCAUUUCACUAAAAAGUCCUGCAUUUGAAAAGUAUCUAUGCUUGAGAAAAACAACUUGGACACAAUAUCAUUUUUCCACAUAACAUUUUUCUAAAAAGAAAAAGAAAAAAAUGGAAUAGAUCAACGUUUAGAAAACAUAUAUAUAACUGUCACAAUACAUAUCGAAUACUUUUGUAUCCCUAAUAAAUUAUGGAAAGCUCUCAACUAUUUUUUAUCAUCAUGUUCCUCUACACAAUAGUCUUAUCGAUAAUCUCAAUCAACUGCACAGAGAAGAAUAACAAUCUCGUCACAAACCAAGCUGCUUUGUUCGUGUUCGGAGAUUCUCUGUUCGAUGCCGGAAACUACAAAUACAUCAAUAAUAAUUCAGCUUUCCAAUCAAAUUUCUUUCCGUACGGUCAAACCACUUUCAAGUUUCCAACCGGAAGAGUCUCUGACGGACGUUUGAUUACCGAUUUCAUAGCUGAGAACGCAUGGUUACCACUGAUCCCACCAAAUCUACAACCAAGCAAUAGUAACAAUCAAUUUACCUAUGGAGCUAAUUUUGCUUUUGGCGGUGCUGGAGCUUUGGUGGAAACCUUUCCAGGAAUGGUGAUAGAUUUGGGAACACAGUUAAAUAGCUUCAAGAACGUUGUCAGGAGCUUGAAAUCUGCAUUAGGAGAUGCAGAGGCUAAGACGAUUUUCUCAAGAGCUGUUUAUCUGUUUAAUAUCGGAGGCAACGACUUAGUUUAUCCCUUAGUUGCAAACUCUUCACUUUUUCAGUCCAAUACCAAAGAAAAAUUCGUUGAUUUUGUUAUUGGUAACACAACAUCCGUGGUCGAGGAAGUGUAUAAAAUAGGAGGAAGAAAGUUUGGAUUCUUGAAUAUUGGAGCAUACGAGUGUGCACCAGUCAUAUCGAUUUUAGACACAACAAACAUAGGAUCAUGUUCCAAACCACUCGCUGAGCUGAUAUAUUUGUACAACAAGAAGUUUCCGGAUGCUUUACGGCGGCUACAACGUGAACUUUCCGGAUUCAGAUAUGCCUUUCACGACUAUCACACUUCUUUGUUGGAAAGAAUCAACAAUCCUUCUAAAUACGGGUUUAAGGAAGGUAAGAUGGGAUGUUGUGGAAGUGGACCACUGAGAGGAAUUAAUACUUGUGGGAAUCAAAUGGGAAAAAGUUACGAAUUAUGCGAAAACGUUACCGAUUACUUGUUUUUCGAUGCCUCUCAUUUGACAGAGAAGGCCCAUCGACAAAUCACAGAGCUGAUAUGGAGCGGACCGCCUAAUGUCACUGGACCUUAUAAUCUUCAAGCUUUAUUUGAACUUAAUUGAAAUCACCGAUGUAUGUCUAUGAAAAUAAAGAUGAGAUUGCUAUAUAUGUCGUUUUUUUUGUGCACAAGCUUUAUUUGAACUUAAUUGCUAUAUAUCUUGUCUAAGCUUGUUAAAAAUAUACUAUGUUUCAAAUAAUAUCAAGAUUGAUGAAUGCUUUGUGAUAAUAUCUCUAUUAUAAAAGGCUUCAUAGCUCAGUUGGUUUAGUAAGCGGAAUGUCUUGAAUUUUACUUCCAGUGAAAACAUAUCUAUCUAUUAUAUUAAAAAUGAAGUACAAAACAAUACUUACUUAUUUUUAAGUGAUUUUUUACAUAUUUUUUAUUUUUUUCAAACUAAUUUUAACCACCUCAUUUAUUUUAUUUUUCAAAUAAUCCAGCAGCAUUUAUUACAGAAUUUACCUAGUUUAAAUGUUUUAUUACAUCUUUUACAUUAUUUUUUACUCUUACUAACUAUUUCAUUAAUUGUUUCUAUCAUAAUAAUUUAACAACAUUUAUUUUACGCUUUAACCAUAAUAAUUAUACAGAUUUGAAUAACCUCCCAGCCCUAGGACGGAUACGAUUGAUCACGUCUUCCCGCCCUAGUGCGGACACAACCCACGACCGUCCUCCCCCGCCCUAGUGUGGGCACAACGUUGGUCUCUCCUCCCUGCCCUAGGGCGGGCAUGAUACCUUCGUCCGUUAUCCUGAUCAGGUCACUCCUUGUUUCGUCUCGAUUAGACUCAUAGCCGAAGUUUUACGACAAAAACGGAGAUUUGUUUUUUCGUAAAAGUUUGGAUUAAUCGUAUAAAACGAUAACGGAUGAUUUCUUCGAAAGAAAUCGUAAAAACGCUUAAGUCGAAAUACGGUCUUUUCAAAAUGCGACACGUGCCUACUUGUGAUUUUAGACGAGGAUAAGCCCAAGUCUUUAUGUCGGUUUACUAAAUUUUCGCUGGAAAUAAAUGGAAAAGAAGAUAAAUGUCAAGUUUCCAAAAUAAUCGUAAAGAUAGAAAGAAUAAGGAAGAUUUCCGAGAAGGCAUAAACUCAAAUCGAGGACAGGAAGAGCAAGACGACCGGCCUUGAGGGAUAUAUAAAGAGAGUCGAGACGAAGUGCAAGGGGUUUUUUUCUAAAGCAUAACUUUUUUCAAUCAGGUUUGUUAAUUCAUUUUUACACUAUCGAUUUUUUUGUGUGUGUUUUUACUGUAUAAAACAAUAAACCUUCACUUAUUUGUAACUUUAGAAAAUUAAUAUGGUAGUUAUUAAAUAUUUUCAAAUAUACAGGCAGAAUUUUACAGCAAAAUUAUUUAUAGUUACAGAAAAAAAAUUACAGUUUUAAUUCUACAAAAAAAUAAAAUAAAGUUACAGCUCCUUCGAUCAACUCCUAGGACUGAAAAAGAUUGAAUAGCAUUAUUACAGUUGAUUAGUCAAGUUAUAUAUAUGUACGUCCGACAAAAAAGAAAGAUACCAUAUUAAACGGAUCAAUAAAUGUGAUAAGAUCCAAAUCUUUUUAAAUAGGACACUACAUCAAAUUCUCUGUGGAAAACUCUACCUGGGUUUGAUUAGAGGAGAGAUUAUGCUUCUUCUUGUUUUUCGUUGUUAAUAUUUCGAUCUACGAUCGAAUCUUCUCUUCCGUUUAUCGGAUUUUUUUUUCGGGUUAGCCGAUUUUGUUUCUUCGCUGUGGCGAUUUUGUUGUGCGUUUCAACCUAAUCGGAUUAGUUUCUUCAUGUUCUGUUUCCGAUUUAGGCUUGAAACUAAUAAAGUUCCGAUCUUUCUGAUCGGGUUUGUUUAAGCUUCUUCUCUCGUUAAAUAUCCUAUCCCGACUGUCUUUAUUGGAUUUUAUUAUUCUUGUUGGUCAUCCUCAACCUUUGAAUAGAGUUUCUGUUGUUGGAUUGAUCGCAACCAGAAGUGGCUACCGUACCGGCGACGCCGCAGUUGGCUUCCAGUCCGGCGAAACUCUAGCUGUUCCCAUUGUGUGACACGUAUCAAGCUCUUCAACCCAAUGAAAAACGCGUGGAGGACAUUCGUCUUUGGUGGGGGUAUUGGAUUUAGAAAUUUGAUAUAAUUUGAAAGAAUUAUGGUUUCCAUUAAAUUCUAGUGUUAUUCAAUUGUGUAUUUUAUCAAUUCUUUUAAAUUCUUGUGUUAUUCAAUUGUGUAUUUUACCAAUUCAUUUAAAUUCUAGUGUUAUUCAAUAUUUGCUAGAUUUAAUAGGAAUGUUAUUUGAAAGGAAUUUAAUGGAAAAUGUAAUGUAAAAUGCAAAGGAUCAAUUCCUUGCUUUUAUGAAGGGAUUUGUUAUUUUUAGAACCAA
Molecule: messenger RNA, 3775 nt
Organism: Brassica napus (rape)
Lineage: Eukaryota; Viridiplantae; Streptophyta; Magnoliopsida; Brassicales; Brassicaceae
Product: GDSL esterase/lipase 3-like
Exons: 5
Coding region: 377-1498 (373 amino acids)
Biological process (GO): defense response to bacterium; lipid metabolic process
Molecular function (GO): lipase activity
Source: RefSeq, a predicted model, not a curated record